GAAUCGAUUUCUCAUUCGCCUAAAUUUUCUCUCUACUUCAUCCAUGGCGGCUCUAAUCCCUGAAAAUCUCAGCCGUGAACAGUGUCUUUACUUAGCAAAACUCGCUGAACAAGCCGAGCGCUAUGAAGAAAUGGUUCAGUUCAUGGACAAACUGGUUCUCAACUCCACGCCGGCCGGCGAACUCACUGUUGAGGAACGGAAUCUCCUCUCUGUCGCUUACAAAAACGUGAUCGGAUCUCUUCGUGCUGCCUGGCGUAUUGUUUCCUCUAUUGAACAGAAGGAGGAAUCGCGGAAGAACGAAGAACAUGUGCAUCUUGUUAAGGAGUAUAGAGGUAAAGUCGAGAAUGAACUUUCGCAGGUUUGUGCUGGUAUACUCAAGUUGCUUGAGUCAAAUCUUGUUCCCUCUGCUACUACCAGUGAAUCGAAGGUGUUUUACCUUAAGAUGAAAGGUGAUUAUUACCGGUAUCUUGCUGAGUUUAAGAUUGGUGAUGAGAGGAAGCAGGCUGCUGAAGACACUAUGAAUUCUUAUAAGGCUGCUCAGGAAAUUGCACUGACAGAUCUGCCUCCAACACAUCCCAUAAGGCUUGGUCUUGCACUCAACUUCUCUGUCUUUUACUUUGAGAUACUUAACUCAUCUGACAAAGCUUGCAGUAUGGCAAAACAGGCAUUUGAGGAAGCGAUAGCUGAGCUGGACACUUUAGGUGAAGAAUCAUACAAGGAUAGCACCCUCAUAAUGCAACUCCUACGAGACAAUCUCACACUUUGGACCUCAGAUGCUCAGGAUCAGUUGGAUGAAUCUUGAUUGGCAUGGUCUCUAUUUAGGAAUGGGCUAUAAAUGUUGUUUGCUUUGUUGUGCUGACUUAUUGUAUAAGAAAAGACAGCUUCGGUUGACCUAUGUUAUGUUUGAUAAUUUGACUUGUGGUGGUUUGGUACUUGGAAAUCUAGUUGUUAGAUUAUUUAUCUCUUAUGUACUGUGUAUUAGAAAAAACUUAAAUUAAUGCUUGUGUCUUUGAGAAUGAUGUUUCAAAAGGUAUCAUCAUGAAAAUGGGAUACAAAUCUUUUGUGAAUGG
This is a messenger RNA of Solanum lycopersicum (tomato), 1070 nucleotides long. RefSeq names its product 14-3-3 protein 10 (gene tft10). NCBI's taxonomy places the organism in Eukaryota, Viridiplantae, Streptophyta, Magnoliopsida, Solanales, Solanaceae. Gene Ontology annotation, cellular component: cytoplasm. Gene Ontology annotation, biological process: intracellular protein localization; signal transduction. The record is from RefSeq and is marked provisional.